This is a messenger RNA of Saccostrea cuccullata (small rock oyster), 628 nucleotides long. Its product is annotated as P2X purinoceptor 7-like. The coding region runs from base 47 to 628 and encodes 193 amino acids. Lineage: Eukaryota; Metazoa; Mollusca; Bivalvia; Ostreida; Ostreidae. The record is from RefSeq and is a predicted model, not a curated record. The transcript has 3 exons.
ACCGUAUAUUGAUAUAUAGUAAAUCGUAUUCUCGAUUAUUGUAAAAAUGGCAAAUUCUAGCGACAGUGAUGGUGAUAUAUCAAAGAUAGACCUUUCUGUGAAGAUAAGGCCUUACAUGUUUGAGCCAAUCAAAGAAAAUAACGUAAUACAGAUUGAAAACGAAUCCUCGUCCUCUUCGUCCGAUGGUGAGCAUGGGGAGACUGGAGAUGAAAAUAUUACAGCUGACCAUAACGUAGCGAAUGCAAAUGACUGGUGCUCUUGUGGUAACUGCGUUACGAUGCCGACACCUAGAGAAAACAAAUGUUGCAGAAAAACGAAUAUUGUGGACGGUAAAAUUGAGGACCAAUCACUUACGUGCAUAACUGAUCACGAAGGUUUUAUCGUAAACUGUUUAAAUAAAUAUGUUCUGGAAACAUCUUACUACGAAUACAUCCAGGAAAACGGACAAUUAGAGGAAAAUGAACACAUUCAUGAGCUGUACAGAUAUCUUGCCUAUCGCAGAUUUGUCAGAUGGAUAUAUCAGCGUCUUGGAAAGAAGAACAGAAGAAUUCUUCCGUCUUGUGUUGUGAUCAAAAUUCGAAAAACCUUUCCCUCCGAAGAGUAUUGUGGCUUUAAAUACCCAAACUGA